UUCAGUGUGAACAGGUUGCAUGAUUUGUCAUUUGAUUACAAUUUCUGCAGAUAUAAUUAUAUGCCAGACCAAUGCUUGCAGAGCAUGACCAUUUGCCUGGGUAUGCAAGUCUUGGUGAUCAUUUUAAACUUGCUGGAAUUCUGCAUCACUGUGUCCCUUUCUGCCUUUGGAUGCAAAGUGACCUGUUGCAAUCCCAGUCGGGUUAUGGUAAUUAUGCCUUCAAGUCUUCCUGCAGUAGGAACAGCAUCUCCAGCAUCACUUCAAGGAGGUUUGAUGAUGACAUCAGCACACCAAGAGAAAGAUGUUCCAGAAAAUAUGCACUGAUUACAGUGCCAGACCCCCAUGGGAAAACAUCAGAAUAUCUGUUGUGUAGGUGUGCGUUGUGUGUAUAAAUUCAGUUUAAUUGGUUCUCUACCAGAAUAUCAAAUGUUGAACAAAUAAAUCAUGUGAUUAAUGGUAAACAGCACUUGGAUUUUUUAGCCAUACUCAAGACAGUAAAAAGCAUAGAAGCUUUGACAAUAUGUAAACAGUUAUCAUGGAGAUGUGUAAAGUCACGCCUCCAUGUUAGUACAUACUUCGCUGAUUAGUGUUUUCCAUUAUUUGACUGCUUUAUAUCUGUUGUCAAGUACACAAUGCUUUUUGUUUUCUUCAAGAA
This is a messenger RNA of Phodopus roborovskii (desert hamster), 655 nucleotides long. RefSeq names its product membrane-spanning 4-domains subfamily A member 4D-like. Lineage: Eukaryota; Metazoa; Chordata; Mammalia; Rodentia; Cricetidae. The transcript has 3 exons. Bases 61 to 324 code for a protein of 87 amino acids. The record is from RefSeq and is a predicted model, not a curated record.